AUGGCAGACACCCAGUCUGUAAAGGGCCAAGGGGUCCCCUUCGAAGACAAAACCGACAUCGAAAAGUCAGGCUCCACAAGCCUAUCUUCAAAACCCGAUGCAACAGACGAGGAAACCAAAUUCCCCACUGGAAUAGCUCUAUGGUCCAUUCUAGGCCCAGUCACAAUCGCAUAUUUCCUCGUCUUCUUAGAUAUGUGUGUCGUAUCUACCGCGACCCCUUCCAUUACUGCCCGAUUCGAUUCUCUGGUCGAUGUAGGCUGGUAUGGUGGUGCGUAUCAGCUUGGGAGCUCUGCUCUUCAGCCCCUUACCGGAAAGAUUUACAGUCACUUUAACAUCAGAUGGUCGUUCCUUGUCUUUUUCUUCAUUUUCGAGGUUGGAUCUGCCAUCUGUGGAGCGGCUACUUCGUCGUCCAUGUUCAUUGUUGGAAGGGCCAUUGCUGGUGCUGGAUCAUCUGGUAUUGGAAACGGUGCUCUUACAAUCAUUUCAGCUGUACUACCACUCCAAAAACAAGCCGGCUUUCUGGGAAUAAACCUUGGAAUUGGUCAGCUCGGAAUCGCUUUAGGCCCUAUUAUUGGCGGUGCAUUCACACAAAGGGUAUCAUGGCGUUGGUGCUUCUAUAUCAACCUCCCCAUCGGCGGUGCCCUCGCAAUCCUACUAUUCCUCUUCAAAAUUCCCGAGCCAACAACCAAGCGCCCUCCCCGCGAAGUCCUCGGCACAGCCGUAAGAUCUCUCGAUCUCCCCGGCUUCAUGCUCAUCAGUCCUGCGGCCGUAAUGUUCCUCCUCGCCCUACAAUACGGCGGUACAAUUCACCCUUGGAACAGCGCAACUGUUAUUGGACUUAUCGUUGGCGCGGCCGCUACAUUCCUCGUUUUCCUUAUUUGGGAAUACAAGCAAGGUGAUGGGGCUAUGGUACCUUUCUCGAUGCUUAGAAAGCGCACUGUUUGGGCCGCGGGUGGAAAUCUCUUUUUUCUUCUUGGGGCUAUUUUGGUUGCGGAGUAUUAUCUUGCUAUUUUCUUUCAGACUGUAUUGGAUAAUACGCCUAUUAUUAGUGGUGUUCAUUUGUUACCGACGACUCUGGGGUUGGUUAUUUUCACGAUGCUUGCUGGGAUGAUGACUGAGAUUUUUGGGUACUAUAUGCCUUGGAACUUGGGAGGAAGUGCCUUUACCGCUAUUGGCUAUGGUCUCAUGUCCAUGAUCAAACCUACGACGUCACCUUCAAAAUGGAUCGGAUACCAAGUUCUCUACGGAGUAGGCAGUGGCGCCAUGAGUUCCGCACCCUACAUCGCAAUCCAAAAUCUCGUCCCACCUCCCCAAAUCCCAAUCGCAAUGGCCAUUAUAAUUUUCUGCCAAAACAUGGGCGGAGCCAUUUGGCUCAUCGCAGCCAACUCAAUCUUCACAAACGGCCUGAAAAAUGAACUAGCCAAACACACCGAUGUGAUCGGAAUUAAUCCAGAUAUCAUCGCCAGCACCGGAGCAACCACCAUUCGAACACUAGUAUCUGGUGAGGCACUUACCGUCGCGCUACAGUGCUACACUACUGCAAUUAGCCAUGUGAUGUACCUUGGUAUUUCCCUUGCGCUUGCUACUUUUGCUUUUGGGUGGGGCUUGGGUUGGGUUGAUAUUAGGAAGGUGAAGAAGGUGCAGGCUAUUACCGCUGAUUCUUCUGAGGAGACGAAGGCUGGGGAGGAUGUUGACUCUGGUGAGAAAGGUACAGCUGUUUAG
Messenger RNA from Penicillium angulare, 1722 nucleotides. RefSeq names its product MDR family MFS transporter. Gene Ontology annotation, biological process: transmembrane transport. Bases 1 to 1722 code for a protein of 573 amino acids. NCBI's taxonomy places the organism in Eukaryota, Fungi, Ascomycota, Eurotiomycetes, Eurotiales, Aspergillaceae. Gene Ontology annotation, molecular function: transmembrane transporter activity. The transcript is spliced from 5 exons. The record is from RefSeq and is a predicted model, not a curated record.